This is a messenger RNA of Salvia miltiorrhiza (redroot sage), 1002 nucleotides long. RefSeq lists its product as uncharacterized. NCBI's taxonomy places the organism in Eukaryota, Viridiplantae, Streptophyta, Magnoliopsida, Lamiales, Lamiaceae. Gene Ontology annotation, biological process: proteolysis. The record is from RefSeq and is a predicted model, not a curated record. Bases 307 to 1002 code for a protein of 231 amino acids. The transcript is spliced from 3 exons. Gene Ontology annotation, molecular function: cysteine-type peptidase activity.
GCCACGUCCAGUGACACAACACUGCAGUGACCAUUAUGAGAAGUGGAUGGCUAGGUGUCGAGAGGGUAGGGGUGGUGAGAUUUAUGUCAAGGCAAGUGGUGGUUUGCGGGAGUACGACGACUUCGCGCGGGUGGAUAAUGUCAGCCAGGAAUUCUCAACUGGGGUAAAUAAUCUAUUGAUUUUAACAUUGUUAAAUUACUGUCUACUAACUUAUUGAUUUUAACUUUGUUGCAGGAUAUUGACUUGUAUUUCUUGACCUUGAGAAAUAGACUUCGAGGUUCCCUGGAUUUACUGGAUGACGUAGAUAUGAAUAACACAAUCAUAGUAGACACGGAUUGGUUUAUAUACCUCAAGAAAGAGUGGGACGCUCUAUUGGAGAAGUGGGCAGGAAGUGAGUUCGGCCCCAAGGAGUUUCAUGUAUUGACUAGUACAGCAAUGGCUGAUGAUUGGCAGCCUGAUAUAGACUGGAUCUGCCAAGUACGUGGAAAAUCACUUAAGGGCCAUGAACUUCCUCCUGGUCAUAUAGGAUGGAUGGAUGCCGCACAGGUUCUCAUGCCAGUCAUAAUUGGCCACCAUUUUAUCCUAUGUCGGAUUCGGUUAGGAGAAGCCGUUUGCGAGGUCUAUGACCCAGUAUUCCACAAGCUAACACCUCGACAACAGGAUGCUCGAGUUGGUGAUUUAUUACCUUUACUGAGAUUGUUGCCAGUUGUCCUUCAGGUGUCGAGGUGGCUAGACGACACAUCCAUUGAUUCGACAGUGGCAAAGAACAAGUGGCCACUUAUGACGGCAGUGUUUGCUCCAGCGGAGGUUCAGUUUCACCAGCAGGACUCUGUCAGCUGCGGGCCUUUCGUCUGCAUGUAUGCUGAACGACUGAUAUCUGGCUCUCCAUCCAUUGAGUGGGGUAAUAGCAACGUGGCGGCAUAUAGGGCCAAGAUUGCUAGAUCUAUAUUUUCGUUGUGUGAAACUUGGAAUGCCCGUACCACUAGACUUGGUUUUGCAUAG